AUGGACGACUUUCUUAAGCCUGUGCGCACUAUCUCCACGGUGAAAGACACACCAUCUGCCCAUGGGUCAAGCAAUCAGCAACAGGGAUCUAGGGUCGCUGUGAUCGAAUCCCCAGAGGACGUUUUAGGAGCACUCAAGACUCAACCAGACUAUGAAACGGUCGGGGAAGCCCUGCGAUACUUGUCCUCUGCUGUUCACAGCAAACAGUCCUUUUCAAUCCUAUUACCAGGGGCUUUGGCGGCUCAAAUCAUCCACAUCUUAGUCGGUGUCACUAUUCCAGAUUACUGGAGGUCUUUCACAGACAGCUCGAAGGAUCCUCUUUGUCGCAAUCAGAUCAUUCGAUGCCUUCAAAGUGUGAGCGGAAUCGGGGCUGUCAUUGCCCGACUCAAACUUCUCAUCGCCGACGCAAAGCAAAGCAAACCGGCCGAGGGGAUCAGAAAUCUAUCUCAACAUAUCGAAGACCUCCUGGAUGUUCUUUCUCGCAUCCUGGGAGGUGAUGAGAUAUCUUGGCAAAUUUGGACUGAUGUCAUUUUACUUGCGCCUAACACUGUUCAGCAAACCCUGAUUUGGAAAGAGUACGUGUCACAGACAGCAUCUGGCAAGGUACUAGCCAUUGCGGCUGAAGCUGAAGACACGUCGGAAAUCUCAAGGACGGGUCGAAAAGAUGCGUGGCUUGCCCAAGGAAGGGAGUAUGCUACUUGGCUAGGUCGCAACAUCGUAGGAAUGAUUAAAAGGAUGAGAGCUUCUAGUGAGAACGAAAAAGCUGGCAUAUCCACUAUCUUAGGUAAAGCGUUGAUGCUUGGGCAUACGGGCAAGUAUCGUUUGAUCAGUCCUCUACUCUCGGAGCUGUCCGAUCCUGAUCUGAGUUCCAGGUCUCAGAGCAUACUCCAGCGCCUCGCAGCUUAUCAGCAACGUCAAUUCAUGAACUCGACCAUAGUUUGCCUCUCUAAAAAUUAUCUCGACUCAAUUCCCAAUACAAAAGACGAGGUCUCAUUGAAGAGAUCUCGCAUGGUCUCAGGAGUUGCCGGCCUAAUCCAUAGUUUGAUCAGGGGAAAUGACGUUCUAUCAGACUACCUGGUCUCCAUACUGACAGGCGCCGUUAGCGGUGCUGUUGAUAUGAAUCUAGCGUGCCGUAGAAGCAUGAUAGCUGCGCUUUCUACUGAAGCUGGGAGGCUUCAGGCCAUCAUGGAUCGAAGUCUCGCUUCGUUUGGCGACCAGAUGUACAUCAGACAUACCCCGAUCUUACAUCAAGAAGCGCUCUCUCAGACUCUCUUACUCGCAUGUGGGUACGUGCAUAGAUCUCAGCCUACGUCGUUAGCGGCCUUGUCGAAUUCUAGUGUCCAUCGAAACGGAAUGUCGAAUCGAAUUGGAGCAUCUUCACCCAGAGCUCGCUUCCUAGGAAUCGUGGUCGGUACCGUGAUAUCUGAAUUCGUAGAUACCCCAGAUAAGAGGAUGAAAUUCGAGCUUGACAAGGUCGAAGCAGGGGAAGUCAAGUGGUAUAAACAGCUCACCCAAGUUCAAGAUCCACUGGGCAAUCCUAGCGACCUGAUCUCUCCGGAUACGAAGCGGACGGAAACCCACGAUAAAUCAAAGCAGAAUUUAAAGAAAACUCAACAGCAACCGAAAGCUCCACAUCCCAAGGUAGGUUCAAAGCGAACGGCCGUUGAUUCUAGUCAGAUCGUUGGCCCAAGAAUCGUCGAGAUAUUGGAUUCAUCGGAAGACGAUGAUCUUGUUCCUUAUGGAAAGCCAGAUUCAGACCCAGAGGACGAAGAUGAUGACCCCACAAUGGUCCAAAGAAACAAGCCUACAGCCCCUGUGUACAUCCGCGAUCUUAUAGCUGGCCUGAAAGAAAACGAGGACUAUGAUCGGCACCAACUAGCGCUCUCUACUGCUGCUAUCCUCAUUCGAAAAAAGGUAAACUUUGGUAAAGAAGUGACCGACCAUAUCGAACAACUAGCGAGUACUCUCGUAGGACUAAAUGAUCCAUUCGAGUUGGAGAACUUCUCAGAGAUGCGGCAGAAAGCUCUAAUAGCCACGUUACUCGCUCAACCAGCUCAAAUGGGCCAAUGGUUCGCACGUUCUUUCUUUUCCGGAGACUACUCCCUAACCCAACGAGUUGCCAUGCUCACGACCAUGGGGCUUGGUGCACGAGAACUAGCAGGACUCGAGAACAGCUCCACGGGAUUGACCACCCCUACCUCCUCCUUCCCCUCCAAAAUCCUCCCUCCAAAACUUCACAAACUUUACGCCGCCGAAGCAACACCAGUAGCCGCUCUGUCCAACAAAAUGGAACACCUCAUGUUAUCGCCCAUGGCAGCCUCAGCCGCCGACAGUCUUACCGGGCCUAACGCCCUCAAAAUCCGCACCUUCUCUUCUCGCAUGGCUGUCGAAGCAAAGCGUAAAAAGCCUAUUCCGAACGCCCUUGCCGCUAUCGUUGCGCAGAACUUCUUCUUUCCACUCACUGGCCGCUGGUGGACGCAUAUGCAGGCGUCUGACCCUGACAACAUCUACACCUCGCCGCACCUUCUCCCUCCCUUCCUGCAAACCCUCGCCAUCUUACUUAACGCGAGCGGGCCGAGUACACUGAGCUUGCCGCAAAUGACAUCGGAGCUAUGGGAUCUGCUUUUGAGUGUGAGAGGUGCGGCGGUGCAAGAUCCGCUUAUAUUGGCGGCGCUGUUGUUUGCCCUGCUGACGCUGCUCGAGACGAAUGAGGACAAGCAGCGGUUGGCACGGGAGCACGCGAAGGAGCUGUUGGAGACGCAAGAGUGGGUAAGGGGAGUGUUUGAGAGGCUGGGAGCGGGUGCGGAAGAGGAUGAAAAGGUGAGGAUGUUGGCGGCGGGCGUCAUGGUUAGGUGCCAUGAAGUGGUGGAGAAGUACCAGCGGACCAUGGCAGGGGACAUGAUGGAUUAUUAGACAGAAAGCUAUCUAGAUAUGUACAUUUCAUACUGAUUUCUGAUAAUGCGCUGAAGCCCCUCAGACAGUGGUGCAGUGAGAUGGGACGUAUUCUGGUGGUAUUGCAUCAUGGAAUCAGCAAUGAUUCUGCCACACGUACCACAUG
This is a messenger RNA of Mytilinidion resinicola, 3058 nucleotides long. RefSeq lists its product as uncharacterized. Bases 1 to 2913 code for a protein of 970 amino acids. Lineage: Eukaryota; Fungi; Ascomycota; Dothideomycetes; Mytilinidiales; Mytilinidiaceae. Gene Ontology annotation, cellular component: cytosol. The transcript has 5 exons. The record is from RefSeq and is a predicted model, not a curated record. Gene Ontology annotation, biological process: telomere maintenance via telomerase; protein stabilization. Gene Ontology annotation, molecular function: telomeric repeat DNA binding; Hsp90 protein binding.